Cryptococcus amylolentus CBS 6039 is the source of this 462-nucleotide messenger RNA. RefSeq lists its product as hypothetical. NCBI's taxonomy places the organism in Eukaryota, Fungi, Basidiomycota, Tremellomycetes, Tremellales, Cryptococcaceae. The transcript has 2 exons. The record is from RefSeq and is a predicted model, not a curated record. Bases 1 to 462 code for a protein of 153 amino acids.
AUGUUGGAAAGUCUGGAACAGAGUGAAGAGAACUACAACAAAACAAGCCAAGACGACGACGCAGAAGACUUUGUCUCUGACCAUGUACAAGAUCCUGUCGAAAACGAAGUCCCCAUUGAGGCCACGCAGAUGUCAAGCAACAUUGGGCAGUCAUCGGGAGAAGGGUCCCGAAUUCCCCCGCUUCCCAUCAUGCCGGGUGCUCCAAUCUUUAGCCAGAAUUAUGGCAUAUGGUUUGUACCCGCCACCGAUGACCAUGGGACCAGAGUGUUUGGGCCGGCCGAUGAUCUGGAAAGCGGCUACACGAGUAUAUACGACGGCGUGCGUCCAGAGGACUACAUGUCUAGGAUGCAAGAAGAAGCGGACUUUGUCAUCAAUGAGCAGAUCGCUACUAUCAACAAAUCAUUCAAUAGGCUCUCACUUGCCGGAAGAAAUUCAGCUCCUGAAAGAAGAGCGUCCGCCUAG